This is a messenger RNA of Coccinella septempunctata (seven-spotted ladybird), 1035 nucleotides long. RefSeq names its product persulfide dioxygenase ETHE1 homolog, mitochondrial. The coding region runs from base 141 to 896 and encodes 251 amino acids. Gene Ontology annotation, biological process: glutathione metabolic process; hydrogen sulfide metabolic process. The transcript has a single exon. NCBI's taxonomy places the organism in Eukaryota, Metazoa, Arthropoda, Insecta, Coleoptera, Coccinellidae. The record is from RefSeq and is a predicted model, not a curated record. Gene Ontology annotation, molecular function: sulfur dioxygenase activity.
ACGUAUCAGUUUUCCAGUGGAAAAGCAAAAUGGUAUUUCCAUUUCUAUUUUGAUACCAUCUGAGUAAUUGUUCAAACAUUCGACUCUCAGAGAUAAUGAAUAUCAAAAACUAUCAGUCUGUUCCUCAGUGAGAGGAGACCAUGGCUUUAAAAACUUGUGUGAAUUCCAAAAACCAUUUUAUAUUUCGUCAAUUAUUUGAUUCACUGAGUUGCACAUAUACGUAUUUACUUGGUGACUUGAACAAGAAAGAAUGUAUAUUGAUAGAUCCAGUGCUGGAACAAGUGAAAAGAGAUUUCAGUUUAGUCAAUGAACUGGGAUUGAAGCUAUGCCUUGCACUUAAUACUCAUAUGCAUGCAGAUCAUAUAACAGGAACUGGAUAUCUAAAAAAAUUAACAGGAUGCAAGUCUGCCAUUUCCAAAGCUAGUGGAGCGCAAGCAGAUAUUUAUUUGGAGGAUGAAGAACAAAUAUCUUUAGGGAAUAUAUGCUUAAAAGUACUAUCUACACCAGGUCAUACCAAUGGAUGUGUAUCAUACUACUGCAAAGAUCAGCACAUUGUUUUCACUGGAGAUGCUCUAUUAAUAAGAGGCUGUGGUAGAACAGAUUUUCAAGAAGGUGAUCCAGCAAUACUUUACAAGUCAAUUUAUUCAAGAUUAUUCACUUUACCACCAGAAACUGUAGUAUAUCCAGCUCAUGAUUAUAGGGGAAUGAUGUCAUCUACUAUUUCAGAAGAAAUGAAGUAUAAUCCUAGGUUGACAAAAAGUUUAGAAAAGUUUGUCGAUAUUAUGAAUAAUUUAAAUUUAGGAUAUCCAAAACAAAUUGACAAAGCUUUACCUGCAAAUAGAAGUUGUGGUUUACACUACAUUCCAAAGGAAAAUCUUCAAAAUACAGUACUCUAAGGAAAAGAUAUAUUGAAAAAGAUAUAAAAUGUAAUAUAUGAACAAAUAUUUUUAUGAACAAAUUUAUUCUCAGUAAUCUGUUACAAAUAUGUAGUUACAAAUUACAGGCUUAGUUGAUACAAUAAAAAUUUUAUGGUUA